ACCUGACUCUGAUCAACAAGUGGCAAGUGAAAAGUCCUGCGAUUCUGUGCAAAGUGUUCGGUGGUUCUAAAAAGUUGGCCAAAAGUUACCAAAACUGUUCGUUGCGAGACCAAAUUAUAACUGACGUCGGACAAUUUGCGUGCAGAUUGAAAAAUAAAUUCUAUUGCAAAAUGUGGUACAGCAAGUGCAGUUGGACUUUGGUGGUGCUGGUGGCGCUCUUUGCUCUUGUGUCAGGUUCCUGCCUGGAAUACGGACAUUCUUGUUGGGGAGCUCAUGGCAAGCGAUCUGGAGGCAAGGCGGUAAUAGAUGCUAAACAGCAUCCUGUGCCCAAUUCAUAUGCGAUCGAUAGCCUGGCCGAGCAACUGUAUAACAACAACAACAACAACCAGAACAACCCGGAUGGCAACAACAACGAUGACGACAGCAACAGCAUUACGAAUACGAAUAGUGGUAGCAACUUACCCCUCGCCGUUCCAGCCCUUUCAGCACGUCGAGAAUCCGAGGAUCGCAACCGGAAUGGCCUAAAGUGGACGCAGCUGAUGCGGCAGCAUCGCUACCAACUGCGGCAGUUGCAGGACCAGCAGCAGCAGGGGCGUGGCAGGGGCGGGCAGUAUGAUGCCGCCGCCGAAAGUUGGCGAAAGCUGCAGCAGGCUCUUCAGUCUCAAUUGGAUGCCGAAAACUCAGAGAAUUCAGCCUACGAUCUCACAAAGUGAAUGUUUCCAAUUAAAUUGCCAAAUUGAAAUUAUGCAGAUAACACGGUAGCUAAGCGAGGGGAAGAAAAAGAACACCCACAUAGAGAAGAGCGAAAUGGAAAGAUAUUUAUCACACGCGAGCCAUUGCAUGUCGGGCAUCAAUUAAAAUAAAACUAAAAUUCCAAAUUAAAAUUUAAAAACAAUUAAGCAAGACAGAAGAGUUCGAAAAGCAGGCACUAAAAAUGUAGAAUUCGUUGUGGUGUUUUUUAUUAUUAUUAUUAGAUUUACUGAGCAGAUCAGUGGAAUCCUUGGGCCAUUUUGCGUCACUGGCUGGAUGCCGCAAUAAUGGCCGGCUUCGUUUUCGUUUCCGUUCACUUAACCGUACUUAAUCCCUAACUAAGCAUAUGCAGAUACGAUCUUAAGAUUUACCACUAAUAAAAGCUAGCAUUGAGUGCA
Molecule: messenger RNA, 1148 nt
Organism: Drosophila takahashii
Lineage: Eukaryota; Metazoa; Arthropoda; Insecta; Diptera; Drosophilidae
Gene: CCHa1
Product: neuropeptide CCHamide 1
Biological process (GO): neuropeptide signaling pathway
Molecular function (GO): neuropeptide hormone activity
Source: RefSeq, a predicted model, not a curated record